Molecule: messenger RNA, 1845 nt
Organism: Chenopodium quinoa (quinoa)
Lineage: Eukaryota; Viridiplantae; Streptophyta; Magnoliopsida; Caryophyllales; Amaranthaceae
Exons: 4
Coding region: 1-1845 (614 amino acids)
Source: RefSeq, a predicted model, not a curated record
AUGGGAGCGGCGUUGAAAGUAGAUAUGAAUAAAGCCUAUGAUAGGAUCAGUUGGGAUUUUCUGUGGCAAGUUCUCAAGGCCUUUGGUUUUCCCCCGAGUUGGAUUCACAUAAUUCAGCAGUGCGUUUCUACAGUUUCUUAUCAGGUUUUGGUUAAUGGUAAUCCCACGAAAGUUUUUCGUCCGAUUAGGGGUUUGCGGCAGGGUGAUCCUUUAUCUUCAUAUUUAUUUGUUCUGUGUAUGGAGGUGUUUUCAGCUAUGAUUCGUAAAGCAGAAUCCGAUCGUCUGUUUCGGGGUAUUAAGGUUUGCAGGCGUUCUCCUUCGGUCUCGCAUUUGUUUUUUGCGGAUGAUGCCCUUAUCUUUUUCCAGCCUUCCCCUGUUACCUGUUUAGAGGUUAAUAAAGUGCUUCACAAUUUUUGUGAUAUUUCUGGACAGAUGAUCAAUCUUCAAAAUUCCUUCAUUCGUUUUAGUUCUAAUGUUCCGGAUGAUUAUCGGGAUUACUUAGCUGCUUCUAUGCAUGUGCGGGUGGAAUCUUCUAUUGGCUCUUAUCUGGGUCUUCCGGUUGAUAUUAGCAGACACAAAUGUAAAGCUUUUCAGCCUUUAAUAGAUAAAGUUGUUAAUCGGUUGAGUGGUCUCACUUCCCUUCAUCUAUCGUCUGCUGCUAAAUUGGUCAUUAUCAAUUCUGUGCUUGUGACUUCCUUCAAUCAUAUUUUGUCUGUGUUUAAGAUUCCUUCUACAGUUAUAGACAAAAUCAACAAUCUUCUGCUUAGGUUUUGGUGGAAAUCUUCUUCCCACUCCAGAGGUAUUGUUAUGGCUUCCUCUUCUCUCCUUUAUAGGCCUAAGGGUCUUGGGGGUCUUGGUCUUCGUCAUCUGGGUUUUUUCAACUCUGCGAUGUUGGCAAAGCAGGCCUGGGGGGUCAUGCAUAAUCCUCAAAUUCUUAUUUCUCGUAUUUUCCAAGCGCGGUACCCUUCUAUCUUGGAUCGUCAUUCCCAUUCUAGUCUCUCUCGCCCUUCUUGGGCGGGUAAUAGUUUGAUGCAUGGGUUCCGCUCUCUUCAGUCUGGCCUUACUUGGAAAAUUGGCAAUGGUUCCAAGAUUCAUAGAUUGUUUGAUUCCUUUACUGCGGCUAAAAUUCUGAGUUUGGAGCGACCGGCUCAGUUAAUGGAUGAUUUCGUCUACUGGAUAUUUACUAGGGAUGGGAAUUUCUCUACCAAGUCCGCCUAUGCUGCUUUUAUUCAGGGCUCGUUCCCUGUAACUUCUGAUGGGGAUUCGAUCCCGUCCUCGUGGUGGAAAAAAUUCUGGGCCUUUCCCAUUUUACCUAAGUGGAAGAUGUUUUUUUGGAAGUUGUUACAUGGGGUCACUCCUGUGGAAGCCUUAUUAUGUACCAAAGGUAUUCCUGUUGAUCCUUUGUGUGCUUUUUGUCAUACUUCUCAGGAGACGAUUGAUCAUUUAUUUUUACACUGUCCGUUUACUCGUCGCCUUUGGAGUUGUGGUCCUUUGGGUAUUCUCCUUCCUCCGGAGGAUUUCUCCUCGUUUAUCCAUUGGAUUGCUCAUGAGUGGAAGUCUCGAAGUUCUUCGGUUAGAGAUUUGGAUGUUGGGGUUAUUUCUCCUCCUCUUGGGUUUCAUCAUCGACCACUGUUGGUUAUUCUUCGAGGAUCUCUUCAGUGUCUUGGGGGUGGAGCACAGGCAUGUUUUGCUCUUUCGGCCAUUCAAGCAGAGUUGUUUGUCUGUCUUCUAGCUUUGAGGAUGGCGCAAAAUCGUGGUUUUGCUCAACUUCGAAUUCAUACUGACUGUUUGGGUGUCCUUUUUAGUCUUCGGGAUCACUGCUCAAAGGACAUCUUUGCUAGUUAG